CUCUAUUUUAAUUAUUUUGAAGAAACAAAAAACAUGACACGUUUUUCAGUCCACGUUAUAUAUAAAUAUGGCCAUCAUGUACCUGAAAUAUCACCAUUCAAAUUGAUUGAGUUUGUUAUACAAAAAAAAAAGAGAAGAAGAAGCCAGAAGUCUGAGAGUUUUAUAAGUAACGAAAAUGAAAUCGACCGUCAUGAUGAUUUUCCUCAUUAUCUACCUCCUCAUCGCCGUGCCUUGCUUCGCUAAAGGAUCGGAGCAAACGGAUUCAGAGGUGUACGAGAUCGAUUACAGGGGACCAGAGACUCAUAACUCUAGACCUCCACCGGAAACUAUGCACGGCAAGCCACCGUACAUCCACCAUAAUACCUCCGCCGCUGGGCUCGGUGCUCAUGUAGGAGGAAAGAGUAAGUUGCCAUCUCCACCUUUACUAAUAUUUAUUUAUGGCAUUUACGUAAAUAUGAGUCUUUGGUUUUUUAAGGGGAAAAAGGUAAAUAACAGUCAUUAAAUGAUAUAUUUAUUAUUAUCAAAUAUUCAAAUUGUAUAUUUUAUUCUUAUUCUUCGAAAUUAUUAUGAUCCAAUCAAAUGAAGUAAAUUUCCCUUUCUUGCAUAUAAUGGUGACCAAAACAUGCAGGAUUAAUUAAUUAACUCUGAAUUUGUUUCCAAAUUCCAUGUAUUUUGAUAUGUUCUCUUCUCCAUAUAUCAGACUAGAGAGAGAGCGAGACCUUUUCCAAGGAGAAGACUCAGAAGUUGAAGAGGAAGAUUACGAGAGUUGUGAUAUAUAUAUGAGUAAUUAAUGAUGUUAAUUGAUACAAAUUUAUACUUUAAUUAUUUAUCAUAUGAAGAUGAUCAUCGAUGUGUGAUCAGUACAGUUAGUGUGAAUAACACACUACUCUCCUGAUGUCAUGUCCGGUCUUUUAUUUAUUUCAUUUUUCAAUUCUCAUGCACCGUUCUCUAUAUCAUUUUUUUCGGUCUGAAUCGUUUUGAACUUUUUUUUUUUUAAUUAUUAAAUCAGGGUAAUGUGUCACUAAAUGAAUAUCAAUAUAGUAAUUGUUUAAAUGUUUGUUUAAAACGAUAAAUGUAUAAUAAUUUUGCACUCUCCAUAUACAAAAUGUUUGGGAUGUUGUUAUUACAAUUACAAAUACGUUUAUUAUAUCAUCUAUUUUGUAUCUAUGUUUACAAAUAAGUGUAUUAUAUACUAACAUAAGAAUAUUGGACUAUAUUAUAUUUGAUAUUAAGAAAAUAUUUAGACACUCCAACUCCAAGAAUGCAAGAUUGCAACUUUGCAAGGUGCCAAGGUCUGAAACAAUCCAAACACUUAUCAUUGACAACUGACGAGGUUUAUUUUGGUUGUUGUCUUUCUUUUAUUAUUCUAUGAAAAUUAUAAUUUAAAAUUCGCAAGAAAUUGU
This is a messenger RNA of Arabidopsis thaliana (thale cress), 1403 nucleotides long. RefSeq lists its product as uncharacterized. NCBI's taxonomy places the organism in Eukaryota, Viridiplantae, Streptophyta, Magnoliopsida, Brassicales, Brassicaceae. The transcript is spliced from 2 exons. Bases 176 to 502 code for a protein of 108 amino acids. The record is from RefSeq and is marked reviewed.